Chenopodium quinoa (quinoa) is the source of this 1207-nucleotide messenger RNA. RefSeq names its product acyl-protein thioesterase 1 homolog 1-like. Lineage: Eukaryota; Viridiplantae; Streptophyta; Magnoliopsida; Caryophyllales; Amaranthaceae. Gene Ontology annotation, molecular function: hydrolase activity. The record is from RefSeq and is a predicted model, not a curated record. The transcript is spliced from 10 exons. The coding region runs from base 132 to 905 and encodes 257 amino acids.
AAGGUUAUAAAAGGACAAGUACACACGAACGGAUGCCACGCCAUAUAGUCAGUCUCUCACCUCACAACUAACUUCUUCUGCUCUCCGUUUCUCCGUCAUUCCUUUCUUCAGAAAUUAUACAAAUUGCAAGUAUGAGCUUCAGUAGCGCAUCUGCUGGUUCAGUUCCUUUUUUAGGUGGUAAUGCUGCAAGAAAGGCAUAUGAGUUUGGACGGACUUAUGUGGUUAGGCCCAAAGGCAAGCACCAGGCGACUGUAGUGUGGCUACAUGGCCUUGGUGAUAAUGGUGGGAGCUGGUCACAAAUUUUGGAGACCCUUCCUUUGACUAAUAUUAAAUGGAUCUGCCCAACUGCUCCAACCCGGCCCAUUAGUUUAUUUGGUGGCUUUCCUUCUACUGCUUGGUUUGAUGUACAAGAACUAUCUGAAGAUGCUCUGGAUGAUGAAGAGGGACUGGAUGCUACAGUAGCGCAUGUGGUAAAUUUGCUGUCUACUGAGCCCACUGACAUUAAACUUGCUGUUGGUGGUUUCAGUAUGGGUGCAGCAAGUGCCCUUCAUACUGCGGUAUGCCACGUGUCCAGGAAAUAUGCUAAUGGAAAAGAGUUUCCAGUCAAUCUGAGUGCAGUUCUUGGGCUAAGCGGCUGGCUUCCUUGGGCUAAGAGCUUGAACAACAAGCUAGCUGCUAACGAGGCUCCAAAUCGGGCUGCAUCUUUACCUAUAAUGCUUUGUCAUGGCAAAGUUGAUGAUGUUGUUAAAUACAAGUUUGGAGAGAAAUCUUGGAAGGCGUUGUCUUCUAGUGGCUUUGGCGACGUCACAUUUAAAUCAUACGCUGGUCUUGGUCACUACACUCACCCUGAAGAGAUACAGGAUAUUUGUAGUUGGCUCAAAUCAAAAUUGAAUCUUGAUGGUUGAUGCCUGCCACAGUGGACGUGGAAACCUGAUAAAAGAGUGGGGGGAAUUCAUUUUUAUGAUUUAGGUUACUCUUUUACAGUGAGAUUUUAUGUGUUAAUUUCAGAGUUACUCGUGUUUCUCUGGUUUGAUUGUUUCACAUAUUAGUUUGUAUCCGGACAGAAGGUAUUGGUGAAUUGACCAAAUUUGCACUUUGAAUUGUCUGCUUAUAUGAUAAUUUGGUGAUGCAUUUUGUGGUCGGAGGGAAAAAAAAAUAUGUGAAAUUGCUCGAUAAUUUGUGUAUAAUGUGUUUGUUCUUUGUGCAA